This is a messenger RNA of Penicillium paradoxum, 540 nucleotides long. RefSeq lists its product as uncharacterized. Bases 1 to 540 code for a protein of 179 amino acids. Lineage: Eukaryota; Fungi; Ascomycota; Eurotiomycetes; Eurotiales; Aspergillaceae. The transcript has a single exon. The record is from RefSeq and is a predicted model, not a curated record.
AUGCAGUACACCUUCGCCGCUGUCUCCCUCCUGGCUGGUCUGGUCUCGGCCACCACCAUCACCUCCGCUGCCACUGCCACUUCCACUUCCACUUCCUCUGCCGUCGCCUCUUCGUCCGUGAUCGCCUCUUCUUCCAAGAUUGUCUCCUCCUCCGCCACCCCUUCUUCUCUCUCUAUCCGCCCCAGCCGUACUCCUAAGUCUUCCUCGGUUGCUGCUACCAGCUCCUUCAUUGCCUCCUCCACCUCUGUGGCCGUCGCUUCCGGUACUCCCGGUGUGAAGGCCGCCGAUACCUUCGACUGCGUCUACGCCGGCUGGGCCUGCGACUGGAUCGCCCCCGAGCACAGUUCCGGCUCUGACUACUGCGGCCGCUCCCCCUUCAAGGCCGGCCACGAGCUGCCCAGCGGCAGCAAGGUCCUCGCUGUCUCCAUGGACGGUGCUGAUGAGUGCGCCUCCAAGGCUGGCGAGAAGUGCUGCCAGGUCCUGGCCGAUGCUCCUUGCCGUCGUGGCGAGAAGUACCUCGAGUGCAAGAAGCUCGAGUAG